Monoraphidium neglectum is the source of this 273-nucleotide messenger RNA. RefSeq lists its product as hypothetical. The coding region runs from base 1 to 273 and encodes 90 amino acids. The transcript has a single exon. The record is from RefSeq and is a predicted model, not a curated record. Lineage: Eukaryota; Viridiplantae; Chlorophyta; Chlorophyceae; Sphaeropleales; Selenastraceae.
AUGCAGCAGCAGCAGCGGUUCCUGCAGAGCGGUGCGGACGCCGGCGCCGGCGCCGGCCGCUUCAGCUUCGGCCUUGGGGGCACCCCAGGGCGCGGCAGCCUGGCGUUCUUUGCUGCAGCCGCGCGGGGCAGCGCGGCGGGUGCGCUGGUGGGUGGCGGCGUGAUGCGUACGCAGCAGCAGCAGCAGCAGCAGCACCAGCAGCAGCAGCAGCAGCAGCAGCACUACAAGCAACAGGGGACGCCCGGCCGCAGCGGGACCAGCCGCAUGAGGUGA